Messenger RNA from Eurypyga helias (sunbittern), 1831 nucleotides. Its product is annotated as ephrin type-A receptor 4. Gene Ontology annotation, cellular component: neuron projection. The record is from RefSeq and is a predicted model, not a curated record. Gene Ontology annotation, biological process: axon guidance; protein phosphorylation. Gene Ontology annotation, molecular function: protein binding; ATP binding; transmembrane-ephrin receptor activity. The transcript has 7 exons. The annotation marks the transcript as partial. Lineage: Eukaryota; Metazoa; Chordata; Aves; Eurypygiformes; Eurypygidae.
GGGAAUUCGGUGAAGUAUGCAGUGGACGUCUCAAAGUACCAGGAAAAAGAGAGAUCUGUGUUGCUAUCAAGACGCUGAAAGCUGGUUACACCGAUAAACAAAGGAGAGACUUCCUGAGUGAGGCCAGCAUCAUGGGGCAAUUUGACCACCCCAAUAUCAUCCACUUGGAAGGUGUAGUUACUAAAUGUAAACCGGUAAUGAUCAUAACUGAGUACAUGGAGAAUGGCUCCUUGGAUGCCUUCCUCAGGAAGAAUGAUGGCAGAUUUACAGUCAUCCAGUUGGUGGGGAUGCUUCGUGGCAUUGGCUCCGGCAUGAAGUAUCUGUCUGACAUGAGCUAUGUGCAUCGGGAUCUGGCUGCUCGAAACAUACUUGUCAACAGCAACUUGGUCUGCAAAGUGUCUGACUUCGGCAUGUCCCGCGUCCUGGAAGACGACCCCGAAGCUGCUUACACCACACGGGGUGGGAAGAUCCCCAUCAGGUGGACUGCGCCAGAGGCAAUUGCCUACCGGAAGUUUACGUCGGCUAGUGAUGUGUGGAGCUACGGCAUCGUCAUGUGGGAAGUGAUGUCCUACGGAGAAAGACCAUACUGGGAUAUGUCCAACCAAGAUGUUAUUAAAGCCAUUGAAGAAGGGUAUCGGCUGCCACCCCCGAUGGACUGCCCCAUCGCUCUCCAUCAGCUGAUGUUAGACUGCUGGCAGAAGGAACGCAGCGACAGGCCUAAAUUUGGACAGAUCGUCAACAUGCUGGACAAACUCAUCCGCAACCCCAACAGCCUGAAGAGGACAGGCAGCGAGAGCUCCAGACCUAGCACAGCCCUGCUGGAUCCCAGCUCCCCGGAGUUCUCGGCAGUUGUUUCUGUCGGCGACUGGCUCCAAGCCAUUAAAAUGGAGCGAUACAAGGAUAACUUCACAGCUGCUGGCUAUACCGCCCUCGAGGCUGUGGUGCAUAUGAACCAGGAUGACUUGGCAAGGAUCGGGAUCGCUGCCGUCGCGCACCAGAACAAGAUCCUGAGCAGCGUGCAGGCAAUGCGCACCCAAAUGCAACAGAUGCACGGCAGGAUGGUUCCCGUCUGAGCCAGUGCGGGAUAAACUCAAAACUCUUGAAAUUAGUUUACCUCAUCCAUGCACUUUAAUUGAAGAACUGCACUUUUUUUACUUCGUGUCCUCGCCCGUCGAAACAAAGAUCUGCAGCAUUGCUUGAUGUACAGAUUGCGGAAACCGAGCGUGUGUGCUGGGAGGGGGGGCCUCCAGAAAUAAUGACAAGCCGUCAUUCGAAACCAGACCUGGAACAAAUUGUUUCUUGGAACAUACUUCUCUGUUGAUCAACGAUAUGUAAAAUACAUGUAUCUAUAUAAAUAUAAAGUCACAUUCGAGUUUUGAUGCUGUGUUUGCUGCCAGAUACUGUGCAUAAAAAACAAAACCAACAUUACUUUCCUUCUCCCCGUGACCCGUAGGAUUACAACCGUAGUGUUUUAUUUGUGGGUGAAACCACCGUUGUGCAUCUUUCACUGGAAUGAAGAAUCUGCCCUGGGAUAUUUUUUGCAGACUCAGUGCAUCCCUAAUAACCUUGCGGAAACCUCAGUGAGAAUACCGUUUGGCUAAUCAGCGCCUGUCGAUUAGCGAUCCGCCCGUUGAGGGGCUUGAGACACGCAAUGACCCAUCUCGUGGAUUACUGGGCGAAACUGGACGGCGGGGAGGCUGUUGGCGGUUCUGUCGUGCCGAAUCCUGCCGCCGAGAGACACUUUGCGAACGUCUCGCCGGUGGUCGGCGGUGACAGUCGUGGCUGCGGACCUUUCAGAUUUCUCUUUCAAGAAGUGAUUCCCGCUGCCGCG